GUGGGGCCUUAGUUGAUGGAAAAGAGAUGCAGCUACCCCGCACGUGUUUCCGCCCCACGCGUUGCCAAUCCAUCAUUUAGGUAGUCGCAUAUGAUACAGUGGGACAUUUAUUAGGUGCAUGUGGCUGUGGAUGGCUUUAAUGGCCUUAAUUGAAAUAUUCAGAGUAUUGCAGAAGCCGAAAAACGACUAAACUAAAGCGAUUUAAUACUUGGAAUUUAGGUAUUAAUUAAUAACCUUGAAAUUACGUUCCGAAUUAAUUUUACAGUGCAUUUAAUAUUUAACACUAGCUAAUGAAUCAAUCAAUACUCCUCUUCAUUCAACCUACCAAAUCACCAAUUAAUCAUUAAUUAUUCCACAUCUCUCGCGUUUUAUUCUGAAGUCUAUUAACCGGUGACUCAUCGAUUCUUCACAAGAGUGACAUAUUUUCUUGUGAAUAGACGAAAAGAAAAAUUCUGUCAAUUUAUUUUGACAUGCAUUGUCAUCAAGUCGACCGUUCGGGUACAUGUGCGGUGGUAUAUAAGACCCCAGUGUUUGUUAGGACAUUUUUUCGGGGACUACGUUGAGUGCAAAAUGAAUCCACUAGUCAAGACGAUUUUUUGGUUGCAGGUAAGUACGAAAUUCUGUUUGUUUUGUGGAAUUAUUAUUUUUUAAAUUCAUGAAUGAAUUAAUUGAUGAAUAGAUCAUGCAAGUCAUCUUUCCCACCGCAAACGGCGAGUUGUGUUUGCCCAUGAUUAGAGGACUCAAAGAAUUCGAUUCAGCUAUGGUGCUCCCUGGGAGAAUUCAUGUUUGGGACUCAUCAAUUCAAGAUUUCGCUCUUUUGGAAGCAGUCAUAAGAGAUGGAUGGUUAUACUGCAGCGUUGAUUUCAUGACCGGUGACAACCUCGAGGGAAGGACCAUCGCCGUCGCCGUAACCCCAACUCCGCCUUAUAUUUUUACUGAGGCCAAUUACACCAAAGUCACUGGCUAUAUCGGGGACAUAUGGACGAGCUUGGAAAAAACCUUGAACUUUACAUCAAUUUUUGUAGAAUCAAGAAUGAGCAGUGGAAAAACAUUGACAAGUGGAACUAUCGAUGUAUUGUUAAAAGCCAGCGUUUACAGCGGAUAUCCAGCCGGGCACUAUACAUACAGUUACCAAGUCGCCACCAGCUCAUAUGUAUUAUUCGCGUUAUCAGAAGGUACGAGAAUAUCCGUUUGGUGGUACGUCAAAAUCUUCAGUGUUGGUCUGUGGGCCAUGACCUCUGUCUUUCUUAUCGGUAUAACAUGCAUGUUAGCCGGAAUGUACAGGAUUAAAAAAGCUACCUGUCAUGAUUAUGUCGAGUAUCAUGAUGAGCUUGAUGCUGUCUCACUCGACUUACUCUGUGCUUUAGGCGGCAUUACUGGUCAAGGUGUCCAGAUGAUGCCGUCAUCGCCGUCUCUCAGGAUCCUCAUGAUAACGUCACUGAUGAUGGGUCUCCUCUUGUACAGCGGUUUCUCCGGUAAUCUCACCUCAUAUCUUGCCUCCCGAGGUAGCUUUACUCCCCUGCAAUCCCUACACGACGUCGCCCAGAAGCGAACUCACUCCUUGUGUAUGAGACGCAAGAGUUUCGCCUAUAGUAGCUCAAUGGACUCGGUGUUGGAGCCAGGAUUAUCAUUGAAGGGCCUUAUCAAUACCGGCAACUGCCCUGACAUGAGUAACACGAAAAAUCUUUGUAAACCCGAUGUCAUUUACAUGGAUUCACCGGACAUUUUUAUCGAUACUUAUCGACAGUCAACCCAACGAUGUAAAAUCAUUCAGCUGCCUGGCAACUACUGGGGCAUGAGGAUUGCUCUCAUAUUCGCUAGAUUCUCACCUUAUCGCCGGGUUAUCGACAGAUAUUUGCUGAGACUCCACUCAGCAGGAAUUUUUAGCUAUCUCGAGAGAAAGUGGAUUUCCCGAGAAUUACGCAACGAGGUGCACCAUAAAUUUGAUUUCAAACCCGUUGAAUACGGUCACAUAAUAAUUAUAUUCCUGGGGUUGUGCAUGAUGAUUGUACUGAGUGCAUUGAUCUGUAUUAUGGAGAUGAUAUGGCAUCGAAUUAAAAGGAAACGUGAGAUAAAACGGAAGAUAAAAAGACGCUUGAAGACACUGGCGAAAUUGACAGAGGGAAAUUUUCCAAAAAAUAUCUACCCACGGCGCAAUCCUCCCCAGCAAUGUCGAAUUUAUUUAAUUCGUCAAAUUUAUUUACAUAUACUUCACACUUCCCCCCAGCCCUCUCCCAUUUACCAUUAA
This is a messenger RNA of Diachasmimorpha longicaudata, 2248 nucleotides long. RefSeq lists its product as uncharacterized. The record is from RefSeq and is a predicted model, not a curated record. Gene Ontology annotation, molecular function: ligand-gated monoatomic ion channel activity. Lineage: Eukaryota; Metazoa; Arthropoda; Insecta; Hymenoptera; Braconidae. The transcript is spliced from 7 exons. The coding region runs from base 683 to 2248 and encodes 521 amino acids. Gene Ontology annotation, cellular component: membrane.